Molecule: messenger RNA, 1204 nt
Organism: Heteronotia binoei (common prickly gecko)
Lineage: Eukaryota; Metazoa; Chordata; Lepidosauria; Squamata; Gekkonidae
Gene: TMEM160
Product: transmembrane protein 160
Exons: 3
Coding region: 58-603 (181 amino acids)
Source: RefSeq, a predicted model, not a curated record
UCUCUGAGGCGGUCUCCGCACACCGGCGCUUUAGUCAGCGUCUACUGCGAGGCCGCCAUGGCGCUGAGCGGCGGCUGGUGGGGCCGGGCUGUGGCGCGGGCGAGGGGGGCGAGCGGCUUGCUAAAGGGCGAGGCCUGGCCGUGGAGGGCGAGGGCGGCCAGGUACAGCUCCGGGCGAGGGCCGGGGCCGCCCGCGGUGACGGAGCUGGACAAGGCGGACGCCUGGCUCCUCAGGAAGGCUCACGAGACCGGGUUUCUUUCUUGGUUCCGGAAUGGCUUACUGGCUACUGGCGUCGGAGUGAUUUCUUACGUGCAGAGUGACAUGGGGCGUGAAGCUGCGUAUGGCUUCUUCAUCCUUGGUGGGAUCUGUGUCUCCUACGGCAGCGCCUCCUACCUCGUCAGCCUCUUCCUCCUCCGCCGCACCAUGAUGCUGUCCGUCUCCACAGCCCUCCUCAACUGCGCCGCCGUCACCACUGUGGCCCUCUUCUGGCUGUGCGCCAUCUCCCUCUACAUCGGCCGCCUGGAGGUGGAGAUCAUCCAGGAUGACGGCGCCAGUGACAAGUGCCAGGAGAAGAAAAAGGAGGAUGGGAAGUCGGACAAGUGAGGAGCAACUGGGGCCAACGGCCUCUCGGAACGUGCUUCCAUCGCCUGCUGCGGACCGAUUCUUCAGCCCUUCCCCGUGGCACGCUCGGGCCUCUCUGCCUGCUGAGCCGAGUGGCGAGGAAGGAAAGUGGGGGAUUCUUGCAAACGAGACACACGAACAUGUUGGCUGCUUCCUAUUUAUUUUUGGAUCUUUCGGACUGGUCUUUGGGAAUGGACCGUGGGGAAAGAUGGUGGACCGGAGGGUGCCAGGCUCCCCCGCUGGGGGCUUGGCGUUCUUUUUACACCGGGACCUCUGGCCGCUUUCGCAAAUGAGCAUCCUGCUGAAAUCAUUCUCUCCCCGACCCUCCCCCCCCCCUCCCGCUGCCCCGUCCCAAUUCACACAGGCCUCCCAAGUUCUAAAGCCACGCUCGGCUAGAAGGAACCCGGAUGCGAUCUGUUGCAUCCGCUGCUUCUUUGGGGCUUGCUACUGCCCUUUCUGUCGUCGCUUACGCUCCAGAAUUAUCCUACCAUAUCCAAAGUGUAUCUUUUUUUUUUCCUUUUGCCACUGGGUAACCUUAUUCAGUUAACAUUUGUAUUAAAAGACCGCCCAAGCAAGCUUUUAA